AUGGCAGAAGGAAAUAAACAAGAAGAAACACCAGGGAAUUGGUGGGAUGGCUGGCUGCAGGUGGCGAAGGACAAGUCCACAGCAGCACUGGAGCUGGUGAAAAAAGACCUAAGUGAGUUUACAUGUACAGUGAGGACAGACACAAGCAAUGCUGUGGCAGCUACCAGUGAUACCUUACAACAAACCAUACAGACAGAGAAAAGGGAGCCUGCGAUGAGCAUGGUGAAGUCGGGGAUAAGCUCCUUUCUGGACGGGAUCACCCGGGUACUCACCAUUCCUCCAGACGAUGACCCAGGGGAUAAGCUCACCAUACAGCCCAACGGAGAGGCUACAUACGACCGAAGCAGGGCCCGUCUGACUGCCAUACAGCUUGAUCCAGGCACUUACUGCAGCCAGCCAUCCGGGCCUGUGGAACAGUACGAAAUGUGGAGGGAAAACUUUGAUCUGGAAUGUAAAAAAGGAGACAUAUCUGAAAUGUUGGUCAGCCGGGUGGAAGUGAGGGCCUUGUACACAAAACUGGUGCCUUCAGAAGUAUCUCAUGCAGACUUUUGGGCUCGAUAUUUUUACAAAGUUCAUCAGCUGGAGCUGGAUGAGGCUAGAAAAGUUGCUUUAAUGAAACGAGCAGAGCAGACACGUGAUGAAUCUUUCAGCUGGGAUGAUGAUGAAGGGAGUGACAGCGAAGACAAAACCAUCCCGCCUGCUGAAGUUGGAAAAGUGACAACAGAGAGACAUGAAACAAGACAAACAAACCCUGACUCGCCCUCCAAUACUCAAAAAUCAACACCCCCACAAACUAUGAAAGACUUAUCAGAAACUUUUGCUAAUGCAAACCCCAGUUCAAGUAAUUUAAAUGUCCAAAAGCCCAAGGGCACAACGGAAACAUGUGGACCAUCAUCAACAGGAACGGUGAGUGAGAAUUUGACCAAGGACAUGCACCAUGCAGCCACUGAAGAAACCAGUCAACCACAAGAACCAACUUGUGAGAGGAAGCCAGGCACAGUUACCUCCCCUAAUGUGCCAGACAGUGGGAAUCAGACAGCUGCAAAGGAAUCGGGUGUUACACAGGGUAGUGGGAAGCAGGUAAAAUCUGAGGAAAAUGCGGUGUCAGAUGAAGGCAUUUCUGGAAAGCAGACGAAACCCACAGUGACAUCUGCCACAGGUGACAAAGUGGCUGACACUGGGGUGAAAGUUGACUCUAAGACCCUGACUGAGCUUAAGAUGAGGGAGAAAGGGGACAUGGUGGUUGUGGGGUCAGGCUCAUCUUCACCUGUCUCAGAGGCUAGUGCUAACGUCAAAAAAGAGGCAGUGGCUGGAGAAGCAACAGAUGAGGACUGGGAGGAAGACUUUGACAUUGAGCUGACUGAGGAGGAUAUACGGCUGGCUGAGGAAGCAGCCAAAAAAUACAAGUCGCCCGAAACUCUGGAGGACUUAGAUUUGAUGGAUGAAGAGGACUGGAAUUGGGACUGACAAGAGACUUCUGAUGUGCAUGGAGACACUUGUACACAAGAGUCUCUGCACACCCGUACAGGCCAUUGUUAUACAUGUACAUAUAUAUAUAUAUAUAUGUAAUCAUCUGAAUAUGCGUCAAGGGCAUAAACCCCCUUUAAUACCUUGCAUGGGAACGAUCAUUCCUUCCAGCAAACCAGGUGGUAGUAGUUUUUGAGCAGGGCUAUUUAGACAGAUCAGUGAUUAAGUUCUGUUGUUGAAUGAGGUGGUCGUCCAGCCAGUUUCUUACUGCUUUAUACCUGUCUACAUGUAGUGUCGAGCACGUACCUGAUGUGCUUUUCUCGUUACUAAUUUGUCAGGCAAUGGUUUGAGGUCGUCAGUCCACUUAUCCUUGUGAAAAAAAACCCCAAAAAACAAACAACCCAAAAAACUGAUACAUUGAUGAAGAAAUGGCUCUACCUUAACAAAUAGAAACAGUUCUAGUCUCUCACUGGUAAGUUAAGCUGGUCUCUUCUUGUAAGUUAAGCUAUUGGAAGCUCAAUGAUUUUACUACCUGGGGACAGUUGUUCAAAAGCUAAGCCUUAAUACCAGUGUCAUCCUAAUACAAAGUUAUGCUGAAGGCAUUAUUCUGUGUCAACUGAUAAAAUGGUACUUGUUGUGAAGCACUUAAACUGUCCAACCCAACCAAUGUAGUUUUGUAUCCUGAAUCAAAUUAAUAAUGUCCAUAAAUUGCAUUGAAAGUUGCUCCUUAUGCAAAAACAUGCAAAAAGGUUGAGGAAUUAGGGUAAUAGUGGGAUUAAAUCUUUUGAGCACUAUGUUCUUUUGCAUUCCAGAACUCCGGUCUGCCUAAAACUCUUUGACCCAAAGUUUCUUUGGGUUAGCUUCUCCGCAAAUUUCUUUGAUAUUCCAGUUUGGCGGAGUUUACAUUCUGCUUCAGUGUAAUCCUCACUUGAAAAUUUGUACUCAGGUUAGAUGAGAUAGGUUAAUUGCCAUGAUCUGACAUGGAGAGAGUAUGCGGUCACACAGUAAAGUUUGACUGCUUAGUAGCUCUCCAGUUUGCUUCCGUACCAACGAUUUUUCACCAACUUACAACCCUUCUGUGCUCUGGGAGAAAAACAAUAAUUGUUUGCUAUUGAAAUUCAUGUGGGUUUCCUGUUUUCAGUGGAUUUGUACUCUCAUCAUACCUAACCAGAUAGGUGUCACUUUGGCAAUGUUUACAAGUUUAUGUUUAAUCAUUGCCCGUUACAUUUCAGAGACACCUCAAUUUCUGUAUAGUUAACUAUCCUACUGGUACUCUGGCAGUACUGGUACUUUUCCCUACAGAAAAGAGCAAAUUGUUUUCCACGAUGUGAAUGGAUAUAUAUGCACGUGUUAUACAUAUAGGAUGUUCUCAUGUAUGAUUUAUCAAAUAAAUGAAAUAAACAGUAAUAAAAUAAUUAACAUUUUUUAAUAAGUAAUCUUUACAUCUUCCAGUUUUUAUGAACAUCUGUUGCGUGAACAUUGAUAUAUGUUUAUAUACAUAGGGAAGCUGUGGAUUCCAAAAUUGAUUAUAGAGGUAAUCUGCUGUGCUUUCCUGCCAUUACCUGCGAGCUUUUCGUAGCUUCGUGAUACGGCAUCAUGGACUUGCUACAGUAGUCCACUCUAUUGUCUGUGCAUGGCCUAUGUGAUUGUGUCACGUUGAUUAAUACUGUGAUAUAUGCUUUGUGUUAAUAUAUCUUGUUACUUUCUGUUUUAUGGAAUCUGGUCUUAAAGUAGUAUACAUGCACAUGUAGUUUGUGUGUGAGUUUAACUGAAAAUGUUAGUUAGGUUUCCUCAGUGUAUUGUAUGAAAUGUGUAGAUUAUUUGUUCACUCGUUCAGCAUACCUGACAAUGACAACAUGUUCACACAUUAAGCAUACCUGACAAUGACAGCAAUGUUCACACAGUCAGCAUACAUAACAAUGACAACAUGUUCACACAUUCAGCGUACCUGACAAUGACAACAUGUUCACACAUUCAGCGUACGUGACAAUGACAACAUAUUCACACAUUCAGCAUACCUAACAAUGACAACAUGUUCACACAUUCAGCGUACCUGACAAUGACAUGUUCACACAUUCAGCAUAAAUAGCAAUGACAACAUGUUCACACAUUAAGCGUACCUGACAAUGACAACAUGUUCACACAUUAAGCUUACCUGACAAUGACAACAUGUUCACACAUUAAGCGUACGUGGCAAUGACAACAUCUUCACACAGUCAGCAUACCUAACAAUGACAACAUCUUCACACAUUCAGCGUACCUGACAAUGACAUGUUCACACAUUCAGCGUACCUGACAAUGACAUGUUCACACAUUCAGCUUAACUGACAAUGACAACAUGUUCACACAGUCAGCAUAAAUAGCAAUGACAACAUGUUCAUACAUUAAGCGUACCUGACAAUGACAACAUGUUCACACAUUCAGCGUACCUGACAAUGACAUGUUCACACAUUCAGCUUAACUGACAAUGACAACAUGUUCACACAGUCAGCAUAAAUAGCAAUGACAACAUGUUCAUACAUUCAGCGUACCUGACAAUGACAACAUGUUCACACAUUCAGCUUACCAGACAGUGACAACAUGUUCACACAUUAAGCGUACGUGACAAUGACAACAUGUUCACACAUUCAGCAUACAUAACAAUGACAGCAAUGUUCACACAUUUAUACUAUAUACAGUAUUACUCAGUUAAGUAUACCAAAUUUUCACUGUAGACAGAUAUGCCACAAACAAUUUGUCUGUAAUGCUGUUAUUCAGAGUAAAUGAAAAUUUGCUGAAUCUGUAAUGCCUUAGUGCUUUAAAGUGAAGUUACUUCGAAACACGUACAGUGGUGGUGGCCUUCGUGCAUAACCUGCAUCUAAGGGCAGAUAACUAUAGCAAUGCUUUCUGAUGGACAGUUUUUCUGAUAUAAUCACAACAUCUGGCUUAUCAAACUCAUUCAUACACAUAUUUAACAUUUAUUUGAUUGGUUAGUUGAGUUAUUAUGGUAAUUAACCAUGCACAUGAGGUUGUAAAUAAAUACAUAUUAAUAUACCUACCAGUGGUUCUGG
This is a messenger RNA of Liolophura sinensis, 4517 nucleotides long. Its product is annotated as BSD domain-containing protein 1-like. Gene Ontology annotation, cellular component: cytoplasm. The record is from RefSeq and is a predicted model, not a curated record. Lineage: Eukaryota; Metazoa; Mollusca; Polyplacophora; Chitonida; Chitonidae. Bases 1 to 1467 code for a protein of 488 amino acids. The transcript has 9 exons.